AUUAUUACUAUUAUUAUUAAUACUUCUAAUCCCAAUGGAUCUUGCAUUGAACACUGAAAUAACACAGAAAAUGAAUCAAACAGAAAUUACACAUACAACUGGGACCACUAAUACUACUAAUACUACUUCAACCAUUACAUCAACACCUACAAAUAUUAAUGUCAAAUCAACUGGAAGUACUUUGUAUGAACGACGUAGAAAUUGGCGUGCACAACAAAUGAAAUCAUGCAUUGAAGCACCGAUCAAUACUACGUUGACAUCUAUGCAACCUAAUAAAGCGGAUGAUGGAUUAAAAGGGAGUAGUACUUCAAAAAAGUUGGAAAUAUUACAUAAUAAAGAGAAUUGGUGGCGGAAAACUAUUAGUCAUGAACCCAGUGUAUUAAUAACGCCAUUUGCUCAAAUUUUAACUAUUUUAAAUCGUGCACGAGAUUUCUUAUCCAGUUAUACAUCAAACACUCCCUUAAACACACCACAUGAUCCUAAUUUGCUCAGUAUGAAUUCAGCUGGUUGUGAUGAGAAAUAUACUAAUUAUCUGCAUCAUCAUCAUCAUCAUCAUGAAUUUGAUGUAGAUUAUGUGAAGCAAAUAUUGGCUGAAUUUGAUUGGUGCUUAGAAGUAUUGGAUAGUUUACAAUGUAAACGUUCAGUAAGCAGUUUAACACGUAUGAAAUUACGUAGUCUACUUAGUCAAGAAUUAGCAGCUUCAUUUCAUCAAUCAUGUCAUAAUGAAUCAAUGGAAAAAGAUUCUUCUUUCACAACAAAAUCAAUCAAUCCUACUUCUUCAUCAACCAAUAUUCAUUGUAAUGAUUCAGUUCGAUUAAAAAAAUCCACUCUCCUCCGAAAUGAUGAACAAGAGUAUAAUAGAAAAUCAAACAGUAGUAAUCUAAAUCAAAUACAAAAACGUAAACAACAAUUUCGACAAUGUCGUUCACAAGUUUGUGAAUAUAUUUGUAAAACAUUUCUUGAAGAAGAUGAAGAUGAUGAUGAUGUGGAGGAGGAGGUUGAUGAUGAUGAUGAUGAUGGUGUUCAGAACGACGAUGCCAAGAAUACAUUGUCUUGCUCGAAUGAUAAUAGUAAUAGUAAUAGUAAUAAUCCAUCCUCUGAAAAAUCCUCCAUUCAUUUAAAUCAUUCACAAUUGAAACUUUCGCUCAAUGAUCAAUAUGAUGAAGAAUCUUGUGAAACAAUGAACUCCACUAGUGGUUGUGUUUCUCAAUCAAAAUCUACCUCAUUUAUUAAACAAACUCAGUGCACAGAUUUUAUGUUGGAUACAUUAAAGUUGAUUACCUUGAAUAUUGAAUAUUUUGAUAAUUCUGCCGUAGAGAAUUUUAUCAUUAACAAUCAAUCAAAUUUCGCUCCAAAUCUAUUUGAAUUAGAUGAAAUUUCAAAUCAUCAUCCUUUAAGUACAUUUGGUUUUUAUUUAUUUAUGAAAACAAAUAUAUUACAGAAAUUAUCAAUACCUUCUGUGAUAAUGUUAAAUUGUUUAAAACAAAUUGAAUUACGUUACAAUUCAAUUGCACCAUUUCAUAAUUCAAUUCAUGCUUUAGAUGUGUUACAUGCAACUUAUCAAUUAUUUCAAUGUAAUAGUUUAAAAAAUAUCUUCAGUGAUCUUGAGACAUUUGCAAUUUUCUUUGCUAGUGCUAUACAUGAUGUUGAUCAUCCUGGUUUAACAAAUCAAUAUCUUAUAAAUACAAGUCAUGAAUUGGCUUUAUUAUACAAUGAUAAUUCAGUUUUGGAAAAUCAUCAUUUACAUGUAGCUUUCAAGUUGAUUAACUCAGAGAAAGAAUGUGAUUUCACACAAUAUUUUACUAGUCAACAAAAAUUGUUAUUUCGUAAAAUGGUAAUUGCUUUGGUAUUAUCAACUGAUAUGAGUAAACAUAUGUCAUUAUUGGCUGAUUUAAAAACAACCGUUGAAAAACAAAAAGCAUUUCAAGGCAAUGUUAUCAAUUUGGAUAGUUAUUCAGCUCGUAUGCAGAUAUUAGAAUGUAUAAUUCAUGCAGCUGAUUUAAGCAAUCCAACAAAACCAUUAGAAAUCUAUCGUGAAUGGGUAUCAAGAAUAAUGGAAGAAAUGUUUAGACAAGGUGAUCAAGAGAAACAAUUUGGUAUUGAAAUUAGUCCAAUGUGUGAUAGAGAAACUGCAUGUAUUUACAGUACACAAAUUGGUUUCAUUGACUAUAUAGUCUAUCCAUUAUGGGAAACAUUGGCUGAAUUAUUACAUCCAGGUGUACAAAUUCUAAUGGACAAUAUUGUGAAUAAUAGAAAUUGGUAUCUCAAUGCAAAAGAGGAAGAGGAGACGAAAAAAGAAAACACCAGUAUUGAUCAGCCAUUAUGAUGAUCAU
Molecule: messenger RNA, 2333 nt
Organism: Schistosoma turkestanicum
Lineage: Eukaryota; Metazoa; Platyhelminthes; Trematoda; Strigeidida; Schistosomatidae
Source: the annotation of a GenBank genome assembly